Colias croceus (clouded yellow) is the source of this 2683-nucleotide messenger RNA. RefSeq lists its product as uncharacterized. The record is from RefSeq and is a predicted model, not a curated record. NCBI's taxonomy places the organism in Eukaryota, Metazoa, Arthropoda, Insecta, Lepidoptera, Pieridae. The transcript has a single exon.
UCAACUGUCACAUAAAAUAAAUACAGCUGCCUUACAGCUGCGCAGUUAAUGAAUAUUGAUUUUGUUAGUCUAAAAUUUUCAAGAUUAUAUUUUUGUACGACUUACUGUGUUUAACCCAGUGAAUCUAUUUAUCGAUGAUACUCGCCAUGUGAAAGGCUGUUUAUUUUAGAGUCAUGUCCACGAAUGGAAAUGGUGGUACGUAUGCACCGCUAAAGCAGCUUGUAUCAGAUUCCGACUCCGAAGACGAUCAGAAAUUGCAAAAUGCAGUUCAUAUCAAAGCCUCCGAUAGUUGCAAUAAUGUGGAUUACAAUAGCGGUCUUCAAUCUUCAAAAAAUUACAGUAUGAGCGAUAUGGACGAUUACAAUACCAAUCUGAAUACCAUGGAGAGCACUAUGGAUAACGUAAGCUUCUUACAAUCAGAUGUCUCCAACAAAAUGUCAUUCCCGCGCCGAUGCGCCUUUGUCGCUUCGAUUUUUCUUUGCCUUUUCACUGUUGUUAUAUUUUUAUGGGGAAUACCAUGCUCCGAUGUAGGCAGCUGUGCAAACAAAGAAUGGCAAGAUAAAAGUACUAGCUGGGAGGUACCUUACGAUGAAAUCGAGUUAUCCGGUGCCGUUCAAGUAGUUGAUGGUGCAAUACCUAAUACAAAAAACCUAAUAUUUAUUUACCGAGGCAAUCAUAUGAAAAAUAAUCAAAAUAACAACGACAAUGUAAAUGGAGUUUUGUUAAUAGUAGGCAACACUGGAAAAGUGGGUUGGUAUACUCGUGAGACUAGGAUUCCUACAGAAAUAAAUUGUAACAUACUUGAUGUUAAUAAUGAUAAGCAGAAUGAUUGUAUAGUCUCAGGUACAGAAGGUUUGCUUGCGGCCUUGAAUCCAUUAUCCGGAACAUAUUAUUGGUACAUUCAUAAACAAGGAAAAGUAUUUAGUAACAUAGCAGCAAUUGAUUUCCCCAUGGUUGUUGAAGAUAUGGAUAAGGAUAAAGUGAAUGAUCUCCUUACAGUUGCUACAGUUUAUCCAAAUACAAAUCAUAAUUCAAUCCUCAUAAUUUCUGGUGCAACAGGAAAUAUUAUAGGAGAUCCAAUGAUCAUUGAUAAUUGUCUCUCCGUCAAACUGCUGAAUGAAACGGCUAACAUAACUUAUCUAUGCAAAAAUGGCACAUCAGUGGCUGUUCGACAGAUAUAUCCAGAACUAUAUAAAAAGCUUUUAAAGUUUGAUCGUACCACAAAUGACACUUCUUCUGUAUCCUCAACAUCUAAAAGAGUUAAUUUAAGCUUGAAAAAUAAUAUUGGAAACACCAAGCAAGUGUAUACAAAUGGUGCUGGUAAAUUAAGAGUAGAAAACUAUGGUGAAUGUCCAACUUCAUGUAAAGUUAGUCUGAAGUUGAUUCUCGAACGCAAUGGAACAACGAAUGUGAGCUGGGAGUAUACAGCCAAUCAUGUCUAUGCAAUGAGGCCUAGCUUGUUUGCUUUCCCAAACUCAAUACAAGGCUUUGUAUUAAAAUUAUGACAGUGGAACAGUGCACACCUAGCAAAGGGUGCACUUAAAAUCGACGAAAUAAGAUACAACGUGCAGAAUUCAAGCCCGAAAAAUACAUACGACAAAUUUUAUUAUCGCCCCUCUAUCAAUAUUGCAUCCAUAUCGUCAUUCAUUAAAUACGACAAUUUUGUAGCUCACGAUAUUUCCGAGAGAAUUGUUUUAGUUGCAUUUGAUAAAUUGCAAACAUAUAUUCAUGUGAAUGUCAGUCAAACGGAUAUACUUCAGAUAUGUGUGCGUGGGCAGAUCAAUUCUAAUACCCCAUUGCCCACAUGCCAACCUGAUUUAGAAUUCCAAGAAAGGUCCCUCACCAUUGCCGAUUUAGAUGGCGACCAAUCUCACGAAUUAAUAUCAUAUUACAGUACAUUUGUUGCUCCAGAGAAUUAUGGGGCAAAGAAAUCAGAUCCAUAUGAUAAUUGGCACUUAUCUUCCACCGUAAGAGUGAUUCGUCUUGAAACAGAGUUGCCGAAACUUUUUGUUGCUGAAAGUUAAAAAUUAUGUAUUAGAGCUUGCUGCUGUAUGUAGCUUAUGUGUGUGAUAAAUUUCUAGUCAUUUUCAACAGUAUUUAAUCACGGAGACCAAAACUACUAUUGUUUAGAUUUUGUCAAUCUCAAUAGCCAAUAAAAUGUGUAAUCAAUAUUUUAAUAUUUACUUAAAUGUGUAUCUUCUAGAAUAGUAAUAAAUGUGUGAUAUUUUAAUUAGUUAUAUUAUGGCUAUGCAUUUUAAUAUAUAAGGCAGUAUAAUGUUAAAUUAAUUGACAUUUGGCAUAUUUUAUUAAGCUCAUUGAUUUACAAAAAAUAUAUUACUUAAUCCUGAAAAUCACUGUACCGCAAUUAAAACACUGUUAUUCUUGUAAACUAUUGCACAGUCAAAACUGGGAUUAUAGGCCGUUUAUUGUUUGUAAGUCAAUGACAAUUAUUAACUUGAGUGUUCAAAUUUUUAAUAUCAUUCUUAAUAAAUAUUCGAAUUGUUUCUAUGUAUCACAGUAUCAUUGCCGAUAUUAGAUAAAUAAAAUUGUUAUUGCAUUUCAGAGUUUCAUAUGUUUUACCUCCAAAUUAAGUAAUUGGAAAUAUUGAUUAAUCUAUAGUGUUCUUAAUUAAAGAUUUUAUUUAAAUAAACAUGUUUUAAAAUAUUAAAUUAUACUUACUGUG